This is a messenger RNA of Vidua chalybeata, 3403 nucleotides long. RefSeq names its product LIM and SH3 protein 1 (gene LASP1). Gene Ontology annotation, cellular component: focal adhesion. Lineage: Eukaryota; Metazoa; Chordata; Aves; Passeriformes; Viduidae. Bases 128 to 910 code for a protein of 260 amino acids. The record is from RefSeq and is a predicted model, not a curated record. The transcript has 7 exons. Gene Ontology annotation, molecular function: actin filament binding.
CGCGACAUCGCGGGCGGCGGCUCAGUGGAAGAAGAAGGCGGCGGAGGAGGGUGGGAGUGAUUUUAUUUUUUUUUUUUUUCCUCCUUUUCCCCCCUCCCUCCCUUCCCCUCCACGCGAGUUUUCAGCCAUGAACCCCAACUGUGCGCGCUGCGGGAAGAUCGUGUACCCCACGGAGAAGGUGAACUGCCUGGAUAAGUUCUGGCACAAAUCCUGCUUCCACUGCGAGACCUGCAAGAUGACCCUGAACAUGAAGAACUACAAGGGCUACGAGAAGAAACCGUACUGCAACGCACACUACCCGAAGCAAUCCUUCACCAUGGUGGCAGACACGCCCGAGAACCUGCGCCUAAAGCAGCAGAGCGAGCUCCAGAGCCAGAUCCGCUACAAGGAGGAGUUUGAGAAGAACAAGGGGAAAGGCUUCAGCGUGGUGGCCGACACCCCGGAGCUGCAGAGGAUCAGGAAGACUCAGGACCAGAUCAGCAACAUCAAGUACCACGAGGAGUUCGAGCGGAGCCGGAUGGGCCCCAGCCCCGGCGAGGGCUCGGAGCCCGAGCGCCGCAAUUCCCAGGAGAGCGGCGGCUACCGGAGAGCAGAGCAGCCCCAGCAGCAGCACCACGGCCAGCCCGGAGCCACAGUUUACCAGCAGCAGCAGCAGCCGCCUCCAUCCCAGUCCUACGGCUACAAGGAGCCGGCGGCUCCGGCCUCGUCCCAGCGCAGCGCCCCGGCCGGAGGGGGGAAGCGUUUCCGUGCCGUCUAUGACUACAACGCGGCGGACGAGGACGAGGUGUCCUUCCAGGACGGGGACACCAUCAUCAACGUGCAGCAGAUCGAUGACGGCUGGAUGUACGGCACGGUGGAGCGCACGGGGGACACGGGCAUGCUCCCGGCCAACUACGUGGAGGCCAUCUGAGCCCGGGGACACGGCCCCGCCCGUGUCCCCUCCCCGUGUGUGCGUCUCUUGUCCCCUCCCCGCCCGCUCCGCCCUCGGAGCCGUGUCCCCGUGUCCCCUCUGGGUCCGGCUUCUCUCGCCAGUUCUGCUCCGUGGUGGCCCCGUGGGGGCUGCGGGGCUGUGCGGGCUGGGGAUCAAAGCCCCAAGGCGUUCCUGCCCCUGUCCCCUCUGUCCCCCCUGUCCCUCCCGGCCAGGGAGAGCUCCGCAGCCACCGGGAUCCCAGGAAAGGGAGGGAGAGGCCACGUCAGGACCAAAUUCCCGCUGUGGGGUGGGAGAGGCGAGGGGGGCUCACCCGAGGGUGCCCACCCCGAGGGUGCCCGGGGCUCGGGGUGGGCUGGCAGGGCUGGCAGCUCCCCCUGCUCGGCUCAUCCCGCAGCUGCUCCCGGCGCUGCUUCCCGCCCACCCUCGCUCCCUUCAGUGCUCAGAGCAGGAAAGCUUCGGUUCAAACCCCCAGCAAAACCUCUCUGCUUGGCGUUCCGAGCUCUCGAGGAGCUCUGGCUGCUCCUGCCUCGGGCUGGGCUGUCCCGAGCCCUGCAGAGCAGCCGUGGGGCUUUUCCUGGGGGCGGCUGCUCUGGCUGGAGGGCUGGGCUGGGAUGAGCCCCCUGGACUGGGAUGAGCCCCCCGGACUGGGAUGAGCCCCCCAGACUGGGAUGAGCCCCCCAGAGCUCCAGUUCGUUCUGGGCUGGGGUCUGGGGGUCCCCUGGGGACCCCCACCCACAAUGUUCCUGUUUUUCUCCUGCUGCUGCUGAGUGCUGCCACCCCUCUGGGCCCGCCCGGGGUGAUUGUCCCCUAGGUGCUGUGGCACCCCGAGCCACCCCGCACCUCAUUCCCAGCGCUGGUGGCAGCUUUUUGGGACCACUUUGGGAUCACGUCAUGGACCAAAACCGAGCACGUCCCUGCCCCCUUCUCCUCCGCGCUCCGGAGGCCUCGGGGCGGGAUCGGGACAAACUGGAACCGAGCAGGGAGUGAGGAGCGGGGACCCGGGGACAGCGGGGGUGUCCCCCUGCCAGAACCUGGGGACAGCGGGGGUGUCCCCCUGCCAGGACCCGGGCACCGCAGCGGUGUCCCCCUGCCAGAACCUGGGGACAGCGGGGGUGUCCCCCUGCCAGGACCCGGGGACAGCGGGGGUGUCCCCCUGCCAGGACCCGGGCACCGCAGCGGUGUCCCCCUGCCAGGACCCGGGCACCGCAGCCAUGUCCCCCUGCCAGGACCCGGGGACAGCGGCGGUGUCCCCCUGCCAGGACCCGGGGACAGCGGCGGUGUCCCCCUGCCAGGACCCGGGGACAGUGGGGGUGCCCCCCUGCCAGGACCCGGGCACCGCGGCGGUGUCCCCCUGCCAGGACCCGGGCACCGCGGCGGUGUCCCCCUGCCAGGACCCGGGGACAGCGGGGGUGUCCCCCUGCCAGGACCCGGGCACCGCGGCGGUGUCCCCCUGCCAGGACCCGGGGACAGCAGCGGUGUCCCCGUGCUGGCUGCGCUGUGGGGCCGGGAGGCUCCCAGGGGGAAGCGCCACCUUUGCUGUUCCCGCAGGAAAAUCGGGAAUGAGGGACCAAAUGCCGAGUGAGACAUUCCUUGGUCCUGCCGGGGCCGCGCCCUUGGGGACACCUCCCUUCCUCGGGGGCUGGGACUGGGGACAGCGGGGCCGGGGGCGGAGACCCGCCGGGAAAAGGCAAUUCCGGCUGCGGUGGGAUGGGGACAGGGAUUCGGGGUGACACCGGGGCAGGAGCAGCCAGGAUGGGCUGCCCGGGGUGGGAAUCCCGGCUGGUGCUAAAACAGGGAGCACAAGGGCAGGGGGAGCCUCCUCGCCCUGCUAAAUCCUCUUCUUAAUCACGUUCUUGUCUGGGAAUGGGGGGAGCAUCAAUGUGAAUAAAUCCUUUUCUAAUGGACCAAAUAACACAGGAAAUUCCCUUUUGGGAUACAGACCUUUUUUUAAUCCUCCCCCGGAACCAUUGUCCCUAAAUUCUCCCCUCCCGUGCCCCUUUCACCCCCACCAUGGGAAACAAACCUCUUACUGCUUGAUUUCUGCCUUUUCUCUCAACUUUAUGCACUUUUUUGCCUUUUUUUUUUCAUAGCUGAAAAGCACCUGAACCUGUAUUUAAAAUAAAUGAAUAAAUAAAAGAGUUUAAAAAAAAUUACAAGGAGGAAGAACAAUUAAAAAGCUGAAUAAUUGCUUCUCAUCACGUGUAAAAUAGACCUCGUCCAUCCCAGCUUCCCUGGCUGUGUCUCAGUGCUGAGCUUAGAACGUGUUUUCCUUGGGAUCCGUCGCUCUUUUGGGGUUUUGUCCUUGUGUCCUCCUGCCUGGGUUGAGCACCCACCAGUAAAAAAAAAAAAAAAAUUUAAAAGUUAUUUGGCCUUUUUAUCCAAAAAAAAAAAAAAAAAAAAAAAAAAAACCACGGAAUGGAACAACCCGACCAAUUCUCUUGGAUUGAAAAUAAAAGUUUAAUUUUUACCUGC